AUGGUUGAGCACCAAGGCCAGUCGAUGAGGUCGGGCAAGCGGUCCGCCAACCAGCCCACAAGCGAGCCCACGGCGAAGAGACGCGCCCCAUACGCCGCUAAGGCCUGCGACUCGUGUCGCCGGCGCAAAGGCCGGUGCGACGGACGUCGACCCUGCCAGUUUUGCCUGAGCCGCUCUUCCGAGUGCUCCUACUCUGAGGCCUCGGAUGAGCGCACGCUGUCUGUCUCUGACUCCGAUGGCGCACAACCCAUCGACAAGCCCAUGUGGACUCCCGAGUUAGUUCUGAUGACACCUGAGCCCGCCCACUCACCGCGAUGCUCAUCUGUUGACAAUUUCAUCUUUGUGUCAAGGACGCUGUGUAAUACUGUGAAAUACCUGGGUGACCUGGUGGCCGGCCUGCAGGGACAGCUCAAUAGCCUGGCCGCGCAAGGAGGGCCAACGACUGCGCACGCACCCAAUCCCGUGCUACCCCAGCAUGACCAACCACAGCCCACAGGCGCCGAAGACAGCUCAUCAAUCCGUGCUGCCUUCGACGAACCGUCAGCUGCAGUCUCACGGCCCGGCGAGUCGCCCACAAAGCAUGACUCCAUCGCCCGAGGAGCUUGCACAGGGCAGGGGUUCUGUGGCCCGACGAGCCCCGACUAUAGCCUCAAUGUGGCCCAAAUGAGAAUGGGCCAGGGCAAGUACUCGACUGCUCCGGGAGUUGGCUGGCAUGUGAGCCCUAGCCUCGACGAAAGCCAGCAUAGUGAAGAUGGCACCCACCUCACCAGCCCUGAGGAAGACGGCUGGGCGGCGCUGGACCCUUCAGUCAGACGGUCUCUGCGCCACAGCCUUCUCCAAUUUCAGACCCUGCUCCCGAAGAGGGAGGCUCUACGGCUUAUCCGUGUGUACAAAGAAGUCGUCGGAGAGUUGCAUCCCUUUGUGGACUGCGAUCGACUCGCCGAGCAGACCGAAGGGUGGUAUAAUUGGCCAGGAGCUGGCUCGUCAGGUGCCAAGGGCGGAGAUGACUCCCUGUCAGAUGAGGACGGCCUUCUCAUCCUCAACCUGGUUUUGUCAAUCGCGCUCUGUGCGGAGUCUGGAUGCCAGGCGGAGGACGCGAGGAACCUCCACAAGAACUGUCGUGGCGUCAUAAACAUCUUGCUGGCAGUGCCCGUCACAGGUCUGCGGCACGUCCUCCUCACGUUGCUUGUGGGACUCCACCAUUUCUUCAACGACAGGGCCCGGCUCGCAUGGCGCAUGUGUGGCCUGGCUGGACGUAUGGCCAUGGAAAUUGGCCUGCACAGCCGCGACGUUUACCAACGAUAUUUAGAGACCGAGAAGCAGCAGGAAGAGGCCGAGAUUAUCUCCACCAGUCUGAUAGUCCUCGAUCGCCAGUGGAGCGCCGCCACAGGCCUGCCUUCAAACUUCCAGCUGUCCGAUUUUGAUUAUGCCGAUGCCUCUUCGGUCAAGAGUCCAUAUCUCAGAGCCAUGAUGACCUUCACCAUCAUGAGCCAGAAGUUCAACGAGCCUAUCUGCCGCGUGGCCACCGGCGGAACUUACGAAGACGAUGAUGCUUUUGAGGUGACAAACUUCCAGAUCGAACAGUGGAGAAAGUGGUCCCUGGAGAAGCAGAACUUCACCCACCCAUCAACAUGGCAGGCGUCUCCUCCACCACACAUGCCCUCAUGGACUGUAAUUUUGUACCUGCGCGCCAAUGCGGUCCGUGGCAUUCUCCUCCGUCCCUUCUUCCUUUCCAGCUCCCCCAACACAGAAUCAAGCAAGAGAAGCAUCGGGCCUGGUCUGGAUAUCGUAUCCGACACAGUCAACAUACUGUCCACAUUGGACCGAAGCACAGACAUCUACCGCAAGCAACACCCCUUCUUGCAACACUUCCUGGGAAGUGCCUGUGCCCUCCUCUUCCUGAUCAUCGCCUUCGCCGACCAAAAGUGCGGUGCAUCAUCGAGCUCUGGGGAUUCUCUUCCAGCCGAAUCCUGGGACUCGGUGGGUAAGAACUUUAGGAAAGCCUUCGCGUUGGCUUCGGCGUAUAGCGACUCGUCCCGGGUGUCACGCAAGCUGUUCGAUCGCCUAGUCAUGUUGAAGGGGCCUCUCACGAAGAUGGGCGUCCUUUCCCGCGAAGAAGGCUGCCUGGAUGGCGACAAGACCAGCAGGACACCUGCUGCCCACCAGCACAUGCCGGUGAGUAUCGGUGGUGCAGCAAGACUGGAAAGUGCGGCAGCCAAGGCGACCACCAACCAUGCCCCGCACCAGCAACCCACAGCUUCAGCGUAUGGCAUGGGCGACAGCCUUGUUGUAGAUAUUACGGGUCAUCCAGGAACCGAGGGCGCCGGGGACGGGACGGGCAUUUCAGAGGCUGAGACCUAUGUUAAUACCAGUACAGGGCUUUUUGAUUCCUUUAUGGUCGAUUGGUCCGCAAACGACAUGAACUUUUUCUGCUCGGAUGGCGGGCUCUGA
Messenger RNA from Diaporthe citri, 2451 nucleotides. RefSeq lists its product as uncharacterized. The record is from RefSeq and is a predicted model, not a curated record. Gene Ontology annotation, cellular component: nucleus. Lineage: Eukaryota; Fungi; Ascomycota; Sordariomycetes; Diaporthales; Diaporthaceae. The transcript is spliced from 3 exons. Gene Ontology annotation, molecular function: zinc ion binding; DNA-binding transcription factor activity, RNA polymerase II-specific; RNA polymerase II cis-regulatory region sequence-specific DNA binding. Bases 1 to 2451 code for a protein of 816 amino acids. Gene Ontology annotation, biological process: positive regulation of transcription from RNA polymerase II promoter by galactose; DNA-templated transcription.